This is a messenger RNA of Filobasidium floriforme, 4220 nucleotides long. Its product is annotated as AAA domain-containing protein. Gene Ontology annotation, cellular component: Mre11 complex; condensed nuclear chromosome; nucleus. The record is from RefSeq and is a predicted model, not a curated record. Gene Ontology annotation, biological process: double-strand break repair; telomere maintenance via recombination; telomere maintenance via telomerase. Gene Ontology annotation, molecular function: double-stranded telomeric DNA binding; ATP hydrolysis activity; single-stranded telomeric DNA binding. Lineage: Eukaryota; Fungi; Basidiomycota; Tremellomycetes; Filobasidiales; Filobasidiaceae. The transcript is spliced from 28 exons. Bases 147 to 4085 code for a protein of 1312 amino acids.
CACUAGACCUAGCUUCAGCACUUAGAAAUUGUCAGCAAACGGGUCGGUUUCCAGAUUGACGCCUUCGACUGGUUGCUCGAAUUGCUCGCUGCUCAUCCAAGCUGCCGGCAAACUUACCAAAAGUUACGAGACAAAGUCAUUGAAAGAUGGCGUCCCUCGACAAGCUCGCCAUUCGAGGGAUCAGGGCUUUCGACGACAAGCAUACGAAUGUCAUUCAAUUCCAGAGCCCGGUUACCGUUAUUGUCGGGACGAACGGGACGGGAAAAACCACCAUCAUCGAAUGCCUGAAAUAUGCUACCACGGGAGAGCUUCCUCCGAACACAAAAGGAGGUGCUUUCGUGCAUGACCCGAAGAUGGCGGGGGAGAAGGAGGUCAAGGCUCAAGUCCGCCUUCGAUUCUGGAACGUCAAGCGGGAGAGAAUGGUCGUCAAUAGGAACCUGCAGGUAACAGUCAAGAAGGGUGGCGGGAUGACGAUGAAGACGCUAGAAGGGAUGCUUUCGAAGUGCGAUACGGGUGACGGCGGAGAGAGGCGGAAUGCGAUCUCUACUAAAUGCGCCGAGAUGGAUGCCGAAGUGCCUCGACUUAUGGGCGUGUCAAAGGCUAUCCUCGAGAAUGUCAUCUUCUGUCAUCAAGAGGAAUCAAAUUGGCCUCUCGCCGAGCCUUCAGCGCUCAAGAAAAAGUUCGACGAUAUCUUCGAAGCGAGCAAAUUCACGAAAGCGUUGGAUCACAUCAAAUCUAUCAGGAAGGAGCAGAAUGUUAACUUGAAAGUCGAUCAAGAGAGGUUGACUCACCUCAAGGUGGAUCGAGACAAGUCGGGAAGGCUUCGAGAACAAAUCGCGGCAGAUCGAACCAAGUUGUCACAGAAGGAAGCGGAAGCCGAGAAGCUGCAAGAGGAAGUCAAAGAGUUGACGAGGGCGAACCAGCAGUUUUACGAAAAGGCAACCACUUUCACUGCCAUCUUUGAAAAAGCGCAGAGUUUGACCAAUCAGAAGCAGAUGUAUGAGAACAACCAACAAAGUCUGAAGCGGACUAUCAAACUCCUGAAAGAAUCUGAUGAAGUCCUGGAAGAACAGCUGCGAAACUUCGAGCGAGACACUUCCGACCUCCAGGAAAAGCAAAAGUCGAAGCAGCGUACGAAAGAGCAGCGGAACCAGAAGUUGCAGGGGUUCCGAGCUCGACAGAGGACGGAGACCAGUCUUUUGGGUUCGAGGAAGGCUAAUCGGAAGGCAUACGAUGACAAUGCCAAAGCUCGUCAAGAACUGGUACAUCGACAGUGUCAAGACUUGGGUAUCGAGGGCUUUGCAGGCGAAUUGGGACGUGAGGAGAUCCGCUCAUACAUCGAACAGGUCAAGGAGGCCAUGGCGCAGCUCAGUGCUCAAGCAGAGAGGGUCAAGGCCGAUGGGCGAAAGACCGAGAAUGCGCUCAACGAUGAACUCAACAAUCUCCGAGCCAAGAAGUCUACCUGUCUGCAAAUUAUUCGGGACAGGAAUAGCCAGCUGAAUAACUUACAAAAGAGUACGAGAGACCUCGAGGCAGAUAUGGAAUCCAUCAGUACAAUCGAGAUCGAGGUGAAGAGCAUCGACCGAGAGAUUUCCGGGCUUCAGCAGAUGAUUGCGAACAUCCGAGAGGAGUUUGCCCAAGCUGGAUAUGACGACAAGCUGCGGGAACUCGGAUCGCAACUGCGUUUCCUAGAAAGCGAGAAGGAAUCGCUUAAUCAGGAGUACAGUCAGCUUAUGCGACAGGGAGAGAGUCGACUCAAGUUGGACCUAGCUAGAGAGAAGGUGCAGGAUUUGGCAAAGCAGAUCAACGACCACGUCAAUACUCACGGUGCCAAGUUCCACGAUAUCGUUGGGGAAGAUCUCGUGCCUGUUCAGAUGAAGGAAAAGGUCGAUGCCGCCAAAAGGACCAACGAAGCUACCCUAUCCGCUACCGAUCAAGCCCGCCAAAGCCACAAGAAUGAGCAAGUCAGGUUGGAGACAGAACUGCAAUCCCUUCAGGCGAGCAUCGGCACCAUGGAACAGGAGUGUAUUGCUGUUGAGCGAGAGAUACAGACUACCCUGUCUGACGCUCAUUAUAGCUCGUUAGAGGAAGCAGUUAAAGACGCUAAAAGCGAAAUUGAGAUCCGAGAAAACUUUUUGAGAACAGCCGAGCAUCAAGAAGACUUCUAUCGGUCACUCUUGACUCACCAAGAGAAGAAACAGGUGUGCCGAGGUUGCAAUCGAGGAUUCGAGGACGACGAGGUCCCGGCGUUCAAGAAAUACAUCGAAAGACAAAUUGCCAAGUUCCGAAGCGGCAGCCAGAAACAAGUUCAGGAGAUGACCGUCGAACUGAAGAGCUGGCAACAGCAAGAGUCGACCUACCAGAAAUUGAUUCAUGAAUUUGCCGAGUCGAGCAAGAAGGCUGGCGAGUCGAUUCCAGAGAUCAAGGAGAAGAUCAAGAGGUUGCAGGGCAAGAUCGAAACUGCCAACAAGGACAUCAACGAGAGCGAGCAAAAGAAGGUUAAGUACAAGCAGAGGGCAAGGGAUCUGGAAGCUCUGGAAAGGUCUGCUAUCGACGUGCUUCGAUGCCUCACGGAGACAGAGAAAGCAGAGAGCGAGGUAGAGAGCUUGGAACGAGCCCUUGCGAACACCGGUUCGACAAAGACGCCAGGGGACGUUCAGGCCAAGAUGCAGGAGCACGACAAGCAAAUCAAAUCGAAGCGAGAAGACGAAAACCGGAUCAAGUCGGACCGAGAUCAGACAAACGAAAGACUGAGGCAGCGAGAGUCCGAACUGGAGCGACGGCGCGUACAAUUGGCGGAAGCCAAAGUCAAGCAGGCUCGUCGACAAGAGUUGGAGAGGAAACUUGCUGAUCUGAACGAAGCUGCCGCCAAGUGCACGGCUGAUAUCAAGUCCAGCGAAAAGGAGUCUGCCGAAUUGGACGGGCCAACCAAGGUCGCAGCCGAAAAGGUACAAACACACGCAACCAAGUAUACCCAGGAACAUCAGGAACUAUCACAAAAAUAUGAAACAUACAAGAAUGCAAAGAUGGAGGUCGAUUCCAUCACUCGUUCGAUCAAGAAAUACGACGACGAGGACGGUGAUGGCAAGCUGACUGAAGCUGAGGAGUCUGUCAAGGAGGUCGAGCGGGAAAUAGUUCGGGCUGAAGACGAAUUGGAGACACUUCAAGAAGAAAUUGCGGCGCUAGCUCAACAGAUCUCGGAGAGCGACAACCGUCGUUCCACCAUCAACUCGAAUUUGCGAUACCGCGAAGCCGAGCGCAAGAUCGUCGAUUUGCGAAAGGAAAUUGAAGAGAUCGAUGUGGACGGUGCUGCCAAAGCCAAACGAGAUUUUGAGACAAAGUACGGACAGGUAGACCGGGAGAGGACCGCCAAGCACGGCAAGCAUCAACAACUCGUAGGAGAAAUCUCACAGAUGAGGGAGAACUUGUCUCGCAUUCAGAAGCAGUUGGCCACCGAAUACAAGGGAAUUCAAGACGAUUACACGGAGUGUCUCGUCAAGUUCAAGACUGGGCAGAUGGCCAGUGCCGAUCUCGAAAAGUACGGAAAAGCUCUUGAUAACGCCAUCAUGCAAUACCACGCUUUGAAGAUGCAGGAAGUCAACGAUACCCUUCAAUCGCUAUGGCACGACGUGUACACCGGAACAGAUAUCGACUUUAUCGCGAUCAGAGCCGAGGCGGGACCGGAGACUGCGACCAGGAGGACUUACAAUUACCGUGUCGUUAUGGUUAAGAACCAAACUGAGCUUGACAUGCGAGGACGAUGCAGUGCCGGCCAGAAGGUCCUGGCGAGUAUCCUGAUCAGGAUCGCUCUGGCGGAGAGCUUGUCCUUGAAUUGUGGAGUCUUGGCGUUGGACGAACCGACGACCAACUUGGACGUCGAUCACAUCGAGAGUCUCGCGCGAAGUCUGGCAGCGCUCAUCAACCUGAGAAGGGACAAUGCGUCUUCCCAACUCGUCAUCAUCACCCACGACGAGAACUUCUUGCGUCAGUUGGCGGCGGAAGACGCGUGUGACUUCUUCUGGCGAGUCUCUCGAGACCAGAACAUGAACAGCGUGGUGGAACGACAGCGAAUCAGUCUGGUCUAGAGGCCUGCUGUCGCGCUAUAGGCACCCAAGCCGGAUGAAUCCUAGUCUCUUCGAACGGUUGAGCAAGGCGCUUUUACGAUUCUGUAUUACGAUUUCCCAUUUACGACGAACGAUAUGCAACAGUGAUCAAGACCU